AUGACAUUCUCGGGCGCACUUGCUUGUAUCAUCCCCGUCCGCUCCUCGAAACCGGCGGCUCCGGCGGGAUCGAACAACGUAAGCUACUUCUGCUAUGUUCAAGCUGACGCCCAGACGGAGAUCCAAAUCGGCGACGACAACACAUACUAUGAGGUCUCCACCGAUGUCGCAGCCAGUCGACAGCAGCUCGCUAAGGCCGAGAUCAACCUGAACGACUGUCUCGCCUGCAGCGGGUGUAUCACUUCCACCGAGUCCCUGCUCAUCACGAUGCAGAGCCACGCCGAAGUCCUCACCUUCAUCAAGGACAAGGACCCGCGGCGGCCAGUCCUCAGCAUUGCUCCGCAGACCCUCGCCUCGCUCUCAGCCGCUUAUGGCGGCUCGAUCCCGCUCCUCACGCUCCUGAGGCGGAUACGCUCCUUCCUCUCCUCGGAGGAGCGAGGCGGGUGGACAGUCCUCGACACGACGUUUGCGCGGCAUCUCGCUCUCCGCCAGUCUGUGUCCGAGUUCCGAUCUCGGCAACAGUCAUCCAAGAACCUGCCCAUGCUCGCCUCGGCGUGUCCGGGCUGGGUGUGCUACGCCGAAAAGGCGCAGGGCGACCUCCUCCCGCUCCUCUCCUCAACUCGCUCGCCACAAGCAAUGCAAGGCGCGAUCGUGAAGCGCCAUUUGGCCGAGAAGUGGGGCAAGAAGGCAAACGAGGUGUACCACGUCACGGCGAUGCCGUGCUACGACAAGAAGCUCGAGGCCUCGCGAUCCGACUUUUACGACGACGUCGCCAAGACGAAGGAGACGGACUGUGUCCUGACCACAGGUGAACUGGACUUGCUCCUGUCCGAGCUUGGUUUCGAUCCCUCAGCCCCCGUUCCGGGGGAGGAUGACCCCGUCCCCCCCGCAUCGGGCGACUAUUCGCGCCCCGACGCCGGCUUCCCCGAACUCCUGACGCAUCCUGGCUCCUCCUCUGGCUCCUACCUUAUGGCUCUCCUCGUCUCCCUCGCGCAAGAACACCCCGACGCAACGCUGCACGUCCGGCGCCUGCGCAACUCGCCGGAUAACGAAGAGUACUUCCUCGAGUCGGGCGGCCAGGUGCUCUUCAAGGGCGCGCGCUGCUAUGGGUUCCGCAACCUGCAAAACCUGGUCCGGAAGGUGGGCAAGGAGUCUGGCCUCACCAAGACGAGGGCGGGGGGCAAGCUCGCUGCGGCGGUUGCGCGACGGCGCAAAGCGCGCACCGGCGCCGGAGAAAUCAACACCCCCGCGACGCCGGCCCCGGGCACGCCAGAGCCGCACGACGUGGGCGACCUCGCUGCCGCAGCCCUCAUCGCCGCGCGGGACGAGAGGAAGCUCGACUUUGUGGAAGUCAUGGCGUGUCCUGGCGGAUGUGUCAAUGGAGGUGGACAGAUGAAGCCGACAACACGCAAGGCGGAGAGGGACGCGGAGGGAUACGAGCGUCCGCUCCCCGAUGACGGCGUCGCGACGCAGCAGGCGUCGGUCCUCGUCUCCUCCGGCCUGGCGUCCGAGGACGGCAUGCGGUGGAGCACCAAGGAGUGGGUCGCGGUCGUUGAGAGCAGGUACUGGGCCGGUCUGCCUACGCCUCCGUCUUCGCCGACGAUCUCGCCUUCUAAUCCCUCGACCACAGAGGGUGCGCCGAAGGGUAAUGCCAAGGCGACCGUCUCGUUUGACGAAAGUCUGCCGACCAUUCCCUCGCGGACAAAGGCGGCGGACCAGCUCGCUGACGAGGUCACUGAGAGUCUGAGGAGGCGGGAUGGCAAGGCGACAACGGCCAGCUAUAAGAAGGUAGAAGGCGAUGUGCUGAGCCAGGGCGGGCUGACGCAUGAGCAGGCCCAGUGGUAG
This is a messenger RNA of Trichosporon asahii var. asahii CBS 2479, 1845 nucleotides long. RefSeq lists its product as uncharacterized. Gene Ontology annotation, biological process: iron-sulfur cluster assembly. NCBI's taxonomy places the organism in Eukaryota, Fungi, Basidiomycota, Tremellomycetes, Trichosporonales, Trichosporonaceae. Gene Ontology annotation, molecular function: 4 iron, 4 sulfur cluster binding. The transcript has 2 exons. The coding region runs from base 1 to 1845 and encodes 614 amino acids. Gene Ontology annotation, cellular component: cytosolic [4Fe-4S] assembly targeting complex. The record is from RefSeq and is a predicted model, not a curated record.